UGAGGAGAUGCACAACCAGAAUGUGAGCACACUUGCGGGGCUGAGUCCCGAGGAACUGCUUGAGGAGAGGCAGGCUAUAUUCGAGGCAAUAGAUCCCAAGGUCAUCGCGAUGCUCAGGGCCAAGAAGAAGAUGAAAGACGAGAAGAAAAAGACGGGCGGUGUGCUAAAAAUAGCAGCCAAUGAGAAGCCGGCACAGGGGGCAGCCAUGGAAGCUGAGCAACUAGAGAUUGAGAAUGCCAUCGGUGCAACUGCUGCUGAUGAGGCGAAGAAAAGUGCACAACUGUCGGAUGUCAUAGACGGCCUAUACGAAGAUGACAGCGUUGAAGCGCUGAACUACCCCACAGCGUAUGUUAAACCCAAGACCAAACGACCACAGCCCAAGGCAGACGAUUCCGUGUUCGAGCCAAAGGUUUUGGCGGCAAAAGUGGGGCCCCGGAAGGCAUACGAGGCGCCCGAAGCAGAACAGGUGCAACGGGACAUUAACGGUCCAGAUUCAGCCGAACGGGACAGGGCGAAGCAGGACUUCAGCGGUCCGAAAGUGGUGGAGAUGGUGGAUGAAGAGAGGGAGAACGAGGAGGAUGGGAAGGCUCGCGACAAGCCUGUACGGAAGGCCAAUGCAG
Molecule: messenger RNA, 620 nt
Organism: Sphaeroforma arctica JP610
Lineage: Eukaryota; Ichthyosporea; Ichthyophonida
Exons: 2
Source: RefSeq, a predicted model, not a curated record